GCGAGGUUGUUUGUGUUGUCAGUUGGUGUCUCAGAAGUUUCUGAGGGAAAGUGUUUUUAGCAGGUGGACCUGAGGUAGUUGACGCUAGUUGGGGUGUGCACGUCAAGUAGUUUUCACGACAGUGUUGGUAGUUUUUUUUUAGGGUUGCUAGGUUGUUCGAUUGAACUUUUUCUCAGUUUUUAAGCGUGACACAGUGCGUCACGAGCAAGGGACUUUGUUUGGACUUGUGGGGCUCUGUCUGCAGUCGGGGUUGGAUUUCACAGUCGUGGGGAGCACUGAGUACAGUACUUGAUUUCUGGGGUUAAUGUUACUGGUUCCGUCUGCAGGCGGAGCCCAAUUGCUUUAUACUGGAGUCGAGACGUGUUUUCACUGUUAGAUAUGGCAAUGCGUGGUGGUGGUGGUUGUGGGGUUCGCCAAACCACCUCCCCCCAAAUAUGUCGAGUUGGAGGCUCUGGCCCUCAACCGAUGCGUGCUACUGUACCUUUUCAUCUGCAGAAUCGAGACAGUAGAUCAGCUGUUGGAAAACCACCUCACCGUCACAGGGUGUCUUGCAUCAGUCACGCUUCCUCCUUGGACACUGUUAUUGCCCCUUAUCUCUUGGGACAAUGGCCACGAGACAUUCAUGUGCCAGUAACUGGUAUGAAUGACAAGGCAACACAGGUCACUUGUGCCUUGACAGCUGCCACAUUGCUGAAGCUGCCUCGAUUACACAGGAGCUUGGAAGGGCUCAACAAGGAACUAGAAGAAUUGUUUAAGCACCAAGGAGGGCGGGAACUGGUUAGAGUAAUGGAUGUUCCUGAUGGCCACAGAGCCCCGGAGCCUGUACAGCACUGCAUUGGUGGCUUCAAAAGUGAUCCUUCACUCACGCAAGUAGAGCACAAACCAUUUCCUUCAUCAGCUCUAUUAGCAGCUUCUCCAGCUAGUCACAGUGAUGCCUCACAGCGAAGUCCCAUCCCUACAGAAGCCAAAACCACUGUGACAGAUGGGCUAGAAAUGGAUGCUGAACGCUACUCUCCUUCUCCAAAACCGAAUCACAGCUGUAUGUUCAAAAGAGAGCCCCCUGAGGGAUGUGAGCGAGUCAAAGUAGUUGAAGAAGCUGUGUCUUGCAUGGAUAACGUUUGUUCCUGCCCUGAUAAAAACAAAGUGCACUUCAUUCCAACAGGUACAGCAUUUUAUCCAUUUGAUAUUUUGAAACAUCCACUUCCAACGAUGGACUUUCUUUUUCGAAAUCUUCCCACUGCUUCAAGCACAGUCAUCUCACCAGGUACCUUGUCUUCAUGCCAGACUGUAUCUCAUUCCUCCUUUCAUGGUUCUGGGGUGACCUCUGGAGUAGAAGCACUGUCUGAACAGAAACCACAGUCCUUACAGAGAGUGUGCUGGAAGCGUACCCAGGCUGAAGAUGGAAAUUUUUUACACAGCUCUUUAGUUGUAUGACUGCUGCACCAAAAAAGACCUGUGAAAUUAUAGUGAUGUCCAUUGUAUGUUUUUGCACUGUCCUGCCUGCUUUUUGCAGUUAUGAAAGCAGAUAGUUGCCGUUGCCAACUUGACUGUUUUUAAGUGAAGGUCUACAAACAAGAUGAUUGGCACAGAAGAUUCUCGACAUCAGAGUGAACCCUCAAGUCUGAGAAAUGACCAGUGUUCAUACUGCAAGCAUUUCAUACAUCAGCAUUAUAAAACAGUUACUUUUCUUUGCAGUACAGUUUAAUAUAGCUAUGUGAGGUAUUCCAGUGUAUAUUCUAAUGUGUUCGGGAAAAGUCUGGUUUGGCUUAAGUUGCUCUUUUUUGGAAGAGAUGUUUCAAACUACUGCACAAUAGCUGUCUGGCUGUUGUAUAAUUAAGAAUUCACCACCCCAAAGAUUGAGACUGAAUGUCAUAAAGUGAUCAGUGACAGGGCAGGCAAGUGAAUCAAAGCUGGAAAUAGUUUGAGCCAUUUUGUACCACUAAGUACACAGUGAUUGUGAAUCCAGAGGUCUUUAUCACAUUCAUAAAUGGCAUUAUUAAUUGGACCAGUAGUAAUACUAGGUUUUACUCAAGUAUUCAAACUAUAACUGCUUAAACACCAGUUAACCUUGUUGGCAUUGUGUUUUAUUGGAUAAUAUAAGCUAUCAACAGAUGAGCAGUGUGCCUUUAAUAUCACAUUACCUGCAUGCAUGACCAGGUGAUGUAAGCAAACACUGCUCUCCACUUCCCCUAUCCUAGAGAAAAAGGCACUUAAUGUUUCAUCUUUUGAACUAAAUCCUACAACAUUUCAAUGUGACUGUUGCUGCUGGACAUAGGUUCAAUCUAUCAAGUGGUUGGGUUGGAUAUAUGCUAUUAACGUGUUAAAUAUUUUUUUCAGGCGAAAAGGAUGGUCACUCUGUUAGCAGGUUGUAUGCUAGAAUUACUGUACCACCCACUGCAUCAGUGCACUUAUCUGUUGAUGUUUACCCAUCAUAGUGUGUUGUUGAUUCAUGUCUUCUAGUGUCUUAAGCCUGUUAAUUUUGUCAUUUUGGGUAUAGUGCCCAUAUCCUCCAACUCUUAGCACUUUUUCAUUGGAUAUUAAGUAGAAAUGCUGGCAUAGUCCAGCAAAGCACACUAGUUUUUACAUUAUUUUUGUAUGCAUUUUAUAAGUGUGUGUAUUACAUCAGUUUCAUGCUGAGGAUAAUUUAACUGUAAAAACUUAGAAUAUUCACUAGUAGCUAGCCUUCACUGUUAAGUCUAAACUUUCAUUUGUCACUUUACUGUUUAGCUGCAUCACUGUAGAGAUGGGUAGAUACAUCCUGAACUGGCUGACUCUCUUGCCUGCUAUGGAAUGAUGUCUUUCUAAAGUAUAUUUGAAGGGAGAAUACUACCCACUGUUCUGGCUCAAAGGACUCCUUUAAUGGUGCUGCAGUCGGACUUAGGCCAACAAUUCCAGUUUCAAAUUUCUUCCUGGCAAAAACUUAAUGGACAGCUGAUUUGACAACAUAUAUUUUUGUUAAAAUGCCGUUUUUGAAGAUGAGAUUUCUGGUGCAUGUGCAUUUUCCUUUAAAUAUUUAAAUGCGUGUUUGGGCAGAUAUGUGAAACUUCUAUUUUUUUGAGUUUCAUUGCAAUACAGAUUUAUUUUCUUUUAGAAACACUAUUUUUGCAGUUUGUAUAUUCUGCAGCAGCAAGUUAAUAAACUUAAUACUGUUGGUUGCUUUUCAA
Messenger RNA from Protopterus annectens (West African lungfish), 3164 nucleotides. RefSeq names its product family with sequence similarity 117 member A (gene FAM117A). The record is from RefSeq and is a predicted model, not a curated record. Lineage: Eukaryota; Metazoa; Chordata; Ceratodontiformes; Protopteridae.